Molecule: messenger RNA, 2935 nt
Organism: Biomphalaria glabrata
Lineage: Eukaryota; Metazoa; Mollusca; Gastropoda; Planorbidae
Product: type-1 angiotensin II receptor-associated protein-like
Exons: 8
Coding region: 255-803 (182 amino acids)
Biological process (GO): angiotensin-activated signaling pathway
Cellular component (GO): plasma membrane
Source: RefSeq, a predicted model, not a curated record
GGACGCGGCCAUAUUGGGUCAAAUUUGAAAAGGUCAACUCGUGAACUUUGGCCUCAUCAGCAAUACAAAACAUUAGAGCCAGAUCUAUUUCUGCGUUGCGUUAAAUCAAUAUUCCCCUUUUGAAGGCUCUUCUGUUGUGGAUGCUAGAAAUAUACCUGUAGACGUAGAGCUACAUGAAGUACAUGUAUAGAUACAAAAGCAUUAAAGGUUUAUGAACAUUUUUGUUUCCUCUUUGUACUGAAAUAGACAUCAUCAUGCCUGAAAACAUUAAUUCAAGUUUGGUCCUUAAGGUCAUAUGGAUGACUCAUUUCAUAUUAACAAGUUGGGCACUUUUUGGAGGGUGGCUUCCUACUGCAUAUUUUUACACUCACCUGGCAGUACUUGCAUUUGGAUUUUGGGCAAUUGUGUCCAAUGAAAGUGUAGACGCUGCUUUAAUGUUUCUAGUGACUCUCUUGUUUAGUGUAAUAAACGACAUCCUGUGUUUAUCAUUGUAUGAACCAAGAGGGUAUAAUACGUUUCAGCCAAUAGGAGGUUCUUUAAGAAAUGAAUACAGAUUUGCAUUGGGCAUGGCUAUAACAAAUUUAUUGCUAAAACCAGUGACAGCAUUUUUUCUCGUGCGUAUCUACAAAAGCAGAUCCUUAGGGACAGAUUUUAACUCUGGUAUUCCAGGAUUUGUUGGAGUUGGAGGUAGCAAUGUUGACAGUAAACAGGAAACUGUUGGACCCUAUGCUAGACCACCUGAACAUUACCCAUAUCAGGAGCCUCCCACAUACCAGCAGACUCCAGGAACAGAUGCUCCUUAAAUAGACAACACAGCUGGUUUUGUUUUGUUUGUGUGCAUCUUACCCAAUGUUUUGUUCUUUUAAAAGUUUUAUUGAAAAUUAAAAUUCUAUUUUGGUGUUCAGGCUUUUGUAUUCUACCAGGUUCAUGAAUUAAUAGUUGACUUGACCUCAUAUAGGAAUUAACAUUGUAAGAGUUGCUUUCAGCCACAUAGCAGGACAUGCCAUUGUCUUGUUUGUUCAUACUUAAGUUUAAACCAAACUUUGAUUCUCUGUGCCUCCAUAACAGGAUGAUUAGUACUAGUUUAUCUAAUGGAAAAUAUACAGUAAAAAAAGAAUUAGUUCUACUGCCAGAACUCAUACAAACCUACUCUUUCAUUCCAAAUUGUGCAUGGGACAAGGAGACUGAAUUAAUCAGAACCAAAGUAUAGCAAACACUAUAAAAUCACUUGAACUUCUUAUCAACCUGAGCAAAUGUGAUAAGUGCCAAUAAUCUUUUGAAAGAAUAUGUGUUUAAUUAUGAUGGGAUCACAAAGAUAAAAAUCAAAUUUAUUGAGAUCAAAAUUAUUUGUUAAAUUCACUUUGCUAUUUAAACAGUUUUUUUUUUUUUUGCAUCUUAUAUAAAGCAGGGUUUUUUUUUUUUUUUUUUGGUUGUUUAUAUCACACUAUGAAAUAUGUGUGUUGCAUUUGAUAUACCAUACAUACAAAUUUAACUAUGCUAUAUCACAUUAAUACAGUUACUUUUUUUUACAUUCCCAUUUAAUAUUGUAAUUUAUUGUUAAUAAAUAUAAAAAAAAAAUUGGUUUAUUAUUUAAUGGUGUGAAUUCUGUGAAUUAUCUUAUUUUUAACAUGCAUUUUUCAUUCAUAUGUAACACCUUAAAAUAUAGUUGGAAUUUUAUUAAUAAGAAUUUAAAAAUCUUGACUGUAUAUAUAAUAGAUAUGGUUUUCUUAUCCAGAUUAUAGAUUUAUUAAUACCUGGUCUAUAGUCAAUACAUCAUGUUGUCAGAGGCUUGCUAUCUUCAUUUACCUUGGUUGUUGUCUAUGAAUUGAAACAAAAAAUGCUUUUCUUCUUUUUUUUAAUAUAGUUUUGUUAUAUACAGUUAUUUUACUCCUGCCCCUCCCCAUUCCUUAGAAGAUAUUCUCAAGUAUAUUUGGGACAAGGGAAAGGUUUUGGGAGUCUUCUUCUUCUUCCUCUUUGCUUUUGGGAGUGAAUCCUGAGGAAAAAUCAGGAGCUGUUGACCCUUAGACUGUUUGCAACAUACAAUUUUACACCCUGGAAGAACCUGCAAUGCUGCUGAUUCCAAAUUGUAUUGUCUAUCUGCUGUUCCCUUGGACUCAUCAGUUAUAUAGAUGCUGUUUGGGCAAAACGUUUCUGACCAAAGCUAUUGCUCAAGCUUUCAUCUCACAUCUCAUUUCUAUGAUAUGAACCAAAGUUUUUCUAUGACUAAAGGAGGUCAACAGUAUGGGACAAGUGAAGUAGAGUUAACUAAUUUUUAAGGGAUAUUAUGUUGUUAGCGAAAUGACCAACCACUUGUUAAACAUGAACUCAGAAAAUAGCUUUAUUUCUACCAAACUUGAUUCCCAAACCCCCAUCUAGAUAGCCAUCACAUUCCUAGCUUCCUCUAGUUUUAAACCUUUGUACCUCAAAAGUUUUUUUUAGUAAGUAAAUAAAAAAUAAUAUUUAAGAUAACAGUCCUGUUCAGCUAUUUUUGUUUUAUUUUGACCAAUCUUGAGAUUACCAUCUCAUUAUUUUGUGACAAUUAUUGUACCAGUAUUGUAUAUAUUUUUAAACAUAUUACUGUAGGGCUACACUUACUUUCAGAUUUCUUCUACUUCUUCUUUUGUAAUUAUUUCUAUAUUACUGGUAGGCCUACUAUUACUGUAAGUCUUUCUUUAAUUACUUCUAGGUCAGAUUUACUAAUUCCUUUGUUAGGAGUGCUUGUAUUCAAUAAUUCUAUAAAUAUUUUGUUUCAAUCUUCUAAUGUUGUAAUCCUAUGAAAAAAUAUCAAGAAAAAUGUAUGAUUUUUCAAAAUUAAUUGUGAUGUGCAAACUCAUUUUUUGAAAUUUGAUAUUUAAAUAUUUUGUUUCUACGAAUAACAUUUAUUUAACUUUUUACAUGCAAUUUGAAAUGUUUUUAAAUAAACAAAAAAAUUGAA